UUUGGUCCUUAACUUUUUCAUGGCCCUCUGUCUCCUCUGUUACGUUUACUUGCUCUUCUUCAAUAUUGAAUUAAAAAAUGGGGGAUUAAAAAAAAUUUGGCAAAAACUGUUAUACUUUGUUGCUAAUAUGAAACUCGACAAUCCAAUAUGAAAUUCAAGGUAAUUGAAGGUGAUUAAAGCAACUCGUUCCAGAACGUUUUUUGAUUUUUGGCCGGAGCUACAUCUUGUGCGCCAGCCUAACCUCGAUCCCAGGGUAUCUUGCAUAUACGCUGGGGUCAGGUUUGCGCUAGCCAUAUAUCAGAAAGCAAAAAAACCAUGAGAACGAGAUUGUGGGCAAAAAAGUUUCUAAGAAGGAUGAUUGUAGUCAAAUUAAACACAACGAUGGAGAGCCAUUCAAGUGUCAUAUGACAGACACAUGAACCACGAAUGUAAUUAAACCAACUUGAUUGCUAUGCUUCUAUGGCUUAAUAUAUUAUAUCAAUAUUUUAAAAGACUAGGAAUUAGUUUAAUUUUAAAAUAAAAGUUUCAAAACAUCUCAUGACAAUACAUUUAUAUAUCAUAAGUUCUUUCAAAACAUCUUAUGAGAAAACAUUUAAGUUGUUUUAAGUAACAAAUUUUUUUAGCAGCGUAUUUCUUUACGAUGCUUUCACCGCAUCUCUUGCUUCUUCUUCUUCUUGUUUAUGUCACUCAAGCAGAAAAAAUCAGUGUUUGUUUUUACACCAACUGGGCUCAAUAUAGAUACGGCGUAGCAAAAUUCUUACCAGAGGACAUUGAUGUAACGUUAUGCAGUCAUAUCAAUUACGCUUUCGCAAAAAUUAAUUUACAAACACAUAAGCUGGAGGAGUAUGAAUGGAAUGACGAUGGAAUGAUUACACGGGUCAAUGCAUUGAAGAAGCAAAAACCGUCGUUGAAGACAAUCAUAUCCGUGGGUGGCUGGAAUCACGAAUUUCAACCAAGAUUUUCCAAAAUGGUAGCCACUGCUGCAAAUCGAAAAAUUUUUAUCGAUUCAGCUAUCGAAUUUUUAAAAAAACACGAAUUUGAUGGUUUGAGUUUGGAUUGGGAGUAUCCAGGUAAUCGAGGAUCGCCAGCAGAAGACAAAGACAGAUAUAUACUCCUUCUUCAGGAAAUAUUUCAAGCUUUUCAAAAAGAAGCCAUUUUAACAAACAAAGAUCGCUACACGCUCACUGCUUCUGUCGGGGCUGGCGGACCUGUUAUUGCAAAAGCUUACGACAUAGAACAGAUGAUUGAAUACGUAGACUGGGUCAACCUUAUGUCCUACGACUUGCACGGAUCAUGGGAAAAUAUCACCGGUUGCUCGACAGCCAUGUCAGGUGUUAUUCCGACUGUGCCAAAUUCUUUAGACAUUUGGCUCAAAGGAGGUAUGCCUGCGAGUAAAAUAACACUUGGCCUGGCAGCAUAUGGACGAAGUUUUCUUCUUAAAUCAGCAGACCAACAUGGACUUGGUGCACCUGUACUGGGUCCUGGAACAGCUGGAAAAUACACGAGAGCUAGUGGUUCACUGUCAUACUACGAAGUUUGUUCAACAAACUGGGAAAGUGACACAACUUGGCCAAUAAGUGGAGCAAAAGCGCCGUUUGCUUCCAAAGACCGUCUCUGGAUUGGAUAUGAUACUGUAUCCAGCAUUCGGUAUAAAGUGCAAACAUUAGUUAAAAAACAUAACCUAUUGGGAAUUGGUUUUUGGGCUCUAGAUUUCGAUGAUUUUACCGGAACACUGUGUAAGUUUGGAAAAUACCCCUUACUAAGUGAAGCCGUGCGAACAAUGAAUGGUGCAAUGGAGACAAAAAUGCGAAAGGAUGUCCGCAAGACCACUUGUACUGCCGUUUCAAGAUGGCGACAUAUUACAUCAUUGGUCACGUGGUGUAAGGAUAAUUGUGUUAAUAGAAAAUGUCCAACCUGGAUGUGUAAUUGCUAUUAGGAAUAAAAAUCAGAUACAGUUCAUCUGUUUUUUUUAAUUUUUAUCUUCUGGAAGAUGCAUGACAGCACAGCACCAAACAAACAAAAAAUACUUUAAUGUUCUAUCAUCCAGGUAUUUCUUUCCGCCAAUCAAAUUCAAAGUACUCGCUAGACACGCUUACCCCUUUGAUUAUUUCUUUUGCACGCAUGAUAUUUUAUUCGUAACGUAGAUUUUUCAAAUAUUUUAUUACGUAGAUUAAAAAGAUAUCAGUCCAAAAUGCUAUGUACAUUAGAUUUUUCUGACCAAGAAAUCGAAAAGGAAAAUUUAAUUAACCUUAGAGAAUAGGAUUGAAUGAAAGUUCAAUUAUUGUUCUGUUCCCUAGCUUCCUCGACUUUUUUUAGUUGUCUCCUGUACUCCUUUUUGUUUUUUUGUUGUGAAGUCCACGUAAUUUUUACUACGCCGCGAUAUAUGUUCUACAUCCACUCCCAUACUAGAUAGGAUGGACAUCAACAAUACUAUCUGGUUAAAAUUUCUCGAAAUUUUUCGCGCCUAAAAACUUAGCAAGUUGCGAAAAAAUUUUCCCGCGAAAGUUUCUUAUUUUGAAAGUAGUUUUAACUUUACAAUAUUCUAUGCACAAUACGCAGCUUCUUCUUCUUCUUCUUCUUCUAUGCCCUUUCGAUUUGUAAAAACAGUGUUUUAUUUAUCUUAGGCGAGGCAAAUGACUUUAAAGUUAUUUGCUUCUGUAGACUAAUCCCUUUAUGUUAAAAUGAACAGGGAGACGGGA
Molecule: messenger RNA, 2699 nt
Organism: Hydractinia symbiolongicarpus
Lineage: Eukaryota; Metazoa; Cnidaria; Hydrozoa; Anthoathecata; Hydractiniidae
Product: chitotriosidase-1-like
Exons: 2
Coding region: 641-1936 (431 amino acids)
Biological process (GO): carbohydrate metabolic process; chitin catabolic process
Cellular component (GO): extracellular region
Molecular function (GO): chitinase activity; chitin binding
Source: RefSeq, a predicted model, not a curated record